Molecule: messenger RNA, 5873 nt
Organism: Linum trigynum
Lineage: Eukaryota; Viridiplantae; Streptophyta; Magnoliopsida; Malpighiales; Linaceae
Source: the annotation of a GenBank genome assembly
CUUGUGACAGCAGAGACACGCAGAGAGCAAGAUUAGACGCCAUUCACCAGCAGCUAGCUUAAAAUUGCAGAAAGUAUGCUCAAACUGCAUAGAUUCCUGAAAUGAAGGUUGAAACAAGAUCACAUGCAUGAUGGGAAUUUCAACGUUUUUUCCUCUUCAUGUCCUCAUUCCAGUCAGGAGUUUCCAAAGGGUUCCAGAGAAGUGAGAAAGCACAUUCAAUGUCUGCUCAGCUUGGAGGGAUGAGUGAAUCUAAUGCUAAGUUGGUUACUUUCUUUGGUUGAUUCAACUUCAUCCUUGGGUUCUCAAUAUUCUGUGGUGGGAUGGUAUUUAAGGCUUUUUUUUUUGUCAAAGAUUCUCUCUACUUAUUUCAGCAUGAGCAUUCCGAGUGACAUCACUGGCUAUAAUGUCAUCUCCUCCUCUUUUCAAUUAAUAUUUUUCUUCAUCUACUCACCCGUUCAAACAAUUUUUAGAACGAAGUUAAAAGAGAGUAACGCCCAACUAAAUUGAUGUGGUUGAAUCACAUAGACUUUUAGUUGUUCGUUUAUCAAAAUCCUGUACAUAAUUAAAAAAAAAUUAUAAUGGUUUGUUAAACUUAUAUAUGUUCGACCAAAACUAAAAAUUUAUACAAAAUAUGAUUCAACAACAUCAAUCUCGUGAAUACGCUCCUUAUUCAGUUUCCUAAACUAGCCCAUUUAAAAAAAAGAAGCAAUUUACAAUAUUGAAGUUUACACAAAUCCAUUAGUUCAUGAUUCUAACUAUUAGUAUUGAAUUCUUUUGAAAUUCAAAUACAAAAUUUCUUGAUUAAAUCAUAUCAAUGCCCUAUUUUUGCUUGAGAUUGAAGACAAGAGAGACUCCAAUCUGGUGUUACCGGGCCAGGUUGUUGACUCUAAACUAGAAAGGGCUGUGCAAGUCCAUUGUAAUUGGGCCAAUUACUCGUUUCCUUUUCCCGGGCUUCCCGUUCAAUUAUGUAGACCUUGCAUACUUAAAUGUUUUGAAAGGGCUCAGUUGGACUGUAGUUUUUGGGCCUGACCUGCUUUAAAUUUUUGGGAACUGCCCGUCUGCCCGUGGCGGCAAACAAUGACCGGAUUCGGUACCGGCUACUGUCAGUUUAGGUAUAUCCGUUUACAUCACUGUCUAUCCCGUUUACACCCAUUGUACCAAGCCCCACGGCAGCCAAGAGCGAGUGACACCCACUCGCCCGCUUCACACGACUGGCUCUCUCGUCAGUAAAGAGUUCGUUCAGCGCGUGAACAGUACGCCUCUCCACAUUCACCUGGCGCUGCACAAGAUUGGUUUCAUCGGCGAAGCCAUAAAUGGAGUCUGGAGAACACAACUAAUCAUGAAAAUGGUUCAAUCGUCAACCAUCUAAAUCGAACUCUCCUCCAUCUUCUCCACUCUUUCCAUUUCGAUCGGGGGAAAAUUUUGUCCGCCAUGUCUAGUCGGACAUCCGAUCUCGUCGGCGAAGUCCAGGCAGGUCAUCAGUUCGAUCGCGCCGCCUUGUUCCGCUACGCUGCGGCGAACGUCGCCGGUUUCCCCGACUCGCCGCCUUCCACCUUCUCCGUCAAGCAGUUUGGGCAUGGGCAAUCCAAUCCGACGUUUCUGCUGGAAGCCGGCACCGGAGCCUCGUUGAAACGCUAUGUGUUGAGGAAGAAGCCUUCUGGAACUUUGCUGCCGUCUGCUCAUGCCGUCGAUAGAGAGUACCAGGUUCUUCGAGCUCUGGGGGAUAAUACGGGAGUUCCUGUACCGAAGGCGUUCUGUUUGUGUAUGGACCCGAGUGUGAUUGGAACUGCGUUCUACAUCAUGGAGUAUUUGGAAGGCCGCAUUUUCAUUGACCCUAAGCUUCCGGGGGUUGCACCUGCCAGCAGGAGGGCAAUCUAUCGAGCAACUGCUAGAGCAUUGGCUGCUAUGCAUUCUGCGAAUGUGGAUGCAAUCGGUUUAGGGAAAUAUGGACGCCGGGAUAACUACUGUAAAAGACAGGUGGAUAGAUGGGCUAAACAAUACAUGGCAUCGACUGGUGAAGGGAAGUCUCCAAGAUAUAUCGGGAUGUUCGAACUUUCGGAUUGGUUGCACAAAAACAUUCCUGAGGAAGAUUCUUCAGGGACAGCAACAGGACUGGUUCAUGGUGACUUCCGUAUCGACAACCUUGUGUUUCAUCCCUCUGAGGAUCGAGUGAUUGGUAUUCUGGACUGGGAGUUGUCCACACUUGGGAACCAGAUGAGCGAUGUUGCUUACUGCUGUAUGGCUCAUAUUGUAAACAUCGACCUUUCUAACGAACAAAUUGGUAAAGGAUUGGAAUACGACCUUCCUGAAGGGAUUCCUUCACAAGUAGAAUAUCUUGCUGAGUACUGUGCUGCAUCGGGAAGACCAUGGCCUGCCAGUAACUGGAAGUUUUAUGUCGCCUUCGCCAUGUUCCGUGGAGCUUCUAUCUAUGCCGGUGUCCAUAGUCGAUGGAUAAUGGGUAAUGCUUCUGGGGGUGAGCGUGCUCGCAAUGCUGGAAGACUGGCCAAUGGUCUUAUAGAUGCUGCUUUGGAGUUUAUAUCCAGGAGCUCCGUGCUUCCUGAACGCUCGCCAUAUGAUCCAGCCGCUCAUGAUGCUCAAGCCCUUAUGUCAGAAAGUGGGAGGUUUGUUCCUUCAAGAAAAGUGCUGGAACUGAGGCAAAAGAUAAUUAAGUUCAUGGAAGAACGCAUUUAUCCCAUGGAAAAUGAAUUCUAUAAACUUGCUCAGUCUCCCUCACGCUGGACAGUCCACCCUGAAGAGGAGAGGUUGAAGGAGCUAGCAAAGAAAGAGGGAUUAUGGAACUUGUUUAUACCUUUUGAUAGUGCUGAAAGAGCAAAGAAGCUAAUAUUCGAUGGGAGCAAUACUUUUCCCUCAAGUGAUGGUCAUCAUGAUCAAUUACUUGGAGCUGGCCUCUCAAAUCUUGAAUAUGGCUACCUGUGUGAGAUCAUGGGUCGUUCCAUAUGGGCGCCACAGGUUUUCAAUUGUGGUGCCCCUGACACUGGAAAUAUGGAGGUAUUGCUGCGGUAUGGAAGCAAAGAGCAGCAACUUAAAUGGCUUGUCCCAUUGCUUUUAGGGAAGAUCCGUUCAGGAUUCGCAAUGACAGAGCCACAAGUUGCAUCCUCUGAUGCAACCAAUAUAGAAUGCUCCAUUAGAAGAGAAGGAGACUCGUACAUUAUCAAUGGGACGAAAUGGUGGACGAGCGGAGCUAUGGAUCCCAGGUGUAAAGUUCUCAUCGUCAUGGGUAAAACAGACUUUGGCGCAGCCAUUCAUAAACAGCAGUCCAUGAUAUUGGUAGACAUGCAUACUCCAGGCGUACAAGUGAAGAGACCGCUCGUGGUGUUCGGCUUCGAUGAUGCACCUCAUGGACACGCUGAAAUCACAUUCGAGAAUGUGAGAGUCCCCGCAGAAAACAUCCUACUGGGAGAAGGACGUGGGUUCGAGAUUGCUCAGGGGAGGCUCGGUCCAGGAAGGCUGCAUCACUGCAUGAGAUUGAUAGGGGCUGCCGAGCGCGGAAUGCAGCUGAUGGUCCAGAGAGCUCUGGCCCGAAAAGCGUUCGGGAAGCUCAUUGCUCAGCAUGGUUCAUUCCAAGCAGACGCUGCACAUUGCCGGAUCGAGCUGGAGAAAACCAGACUGUUGGUCUUGGAGGCAGCUGACCAGCUUGAUCGCUUGGGGAACAAGAAAGCUCGAGGGACAAUCGCCAUGGCUAAGGUGGCAGCUCCCAAUAUGGCGCUGGUGGUACUGGACCGGGCGAUGCAAGUGCAUGGCGGGAUGGGCCUAUCAUCGGACACGGUUCUGGCGCAUCUUUGGGCCACAGCCCGGACGUUGAGAAUUGCUGAUGGGCCGGAUGAAGUGCACUUGGGCACCAUCGCCAAGUUGGAAUUACGGAGAGCUAAGCUUUGAGAGAUCGUAUUGAAAUUUGGACCACUUGAUUAAUAAUAAUCAUCACAAUAAUUUAUAAUUAUUAUAGUAAGAGAUUAAAGCCAUUGUUACUUUUGGUCCCCUCUCCUUCGAUUUCAAUAAAGCGACAUACUGAACUAAUAGAUACUGUAGAUAGUGUGUGGUAAUGUUGUUGUACUUGUACCUUCAGCAAAAGAGUAAUAAUAAUCUGUUUUAGAGCAAUCUCUUGCUACCUAAGAUUUAAUAAAUUCCACAAAUUUCCAUUUCAUCAUUAUCAUCAAAAAUAAAAUUUUAAGUUCUUCUAAGCUAAAAAUAAUAAAGAGAUAUAUAAUCAUCACAGACACUCCAAUCUACAACCUGCAGACCCAAAUUAAUAUAAUUUUGAGUGUUUAACCAAUGAGAUAAAUUCUAUCUGAUGUUAUGAACCACAACAAGAUUACUACUCAUUUCAUAAAACAGUUUAACACCUGACCUUUAAAUGUGAUCUUUUACUUUACCGGUUAACCCUCUACUCAAUCAUAAUAACAUUUGUCAAAAUUGGACAUAAAUUAAAGCAACGAAAAUAAAUAUUAUAUUUUGUAUCUAUCAUAUAAAAUUAUGAAUAAAUAAAAAUAACUUAUGUUUAAGUUUUUUUUAUGAUAUGCUCAAUAGAAAUUAAAAAUGUUUGAACAAAACCAUAAAUGAAAAAUAAAAUUGAAAUUCAAUUACUAUCCAAAUUCCAACACUUGGUAUGUUCAUUUAAGGUUGAAAAAUAUGAUAAAUCAAAGUACAACCUUUUUUUUGUUAUAUCACACCGACAAUGUAGUAUUUUUCAGUACUACUAUAAAUAUGUUUAAUAAUGCACUCAUAUAUAGUUAUAUACUAAAGAUAACAAUUUUUUUAUGUGUGUACUGCAUUAGUUAUUAAUAAUGUUAUGAAUUCAAAAUGCUAACAUGCUAAGUAAAAUAUAUUAUCACAAUCACGUAACAUGUUCCUACACCAUAAAUUAUUAAAAUAUACAUACUUAGUUCACUCAUAUGCCACCAUAAUGUACGGUAAUUCCUACACCAUAACAUAACUAAAAUAUAUCGACAGAGAAAUUUUACAAUGCUAUAUAGUAUUGGUGCUAUAGGUUUUUACCUUUAUGGUACAACUUAAAAUUGUACAUUUAUGUUAUGGUACAACUUCAGAUUGUACCUAUACUUUUUGUACAAAUUCUAUUAUGGUACAACUUGAACUUGUACCUUUAUGUGAUGGUACAACUUCAAGUUGUAAAGUUGUACCAUAACAUAAUGGUACAAAUUGUUUUAUGGUACAACCUAAACUUACACAUUUAAUGUUAUGGUACAACUUUAAGUUGUACAUUAAAGCACCAAUACUAUAUAGCAUAGUAGAAGUGCUCAUAUCGACAUACUAUUUUUUUAAAAACAUAUCAUUGCAAAUGUCAUUUUUUAGAAUAUACAUGUUUGAUUUUUUACCUAAAAAAAAUAUGGAAACCAAGUUCAAAUGAAUAAGACAUAGUACGUUAAAAUUAAUGUAUGAAUGGUUAUGCAUUUGUAUUUAAUUUUAAGGUUAUGCACAUAAAGUUCUAGACAAGUUUCACAACCAUUACCUUUUGUUUUUUAAAAAGGUAAUGUCUAUUUUUUAUUCAAAUCUUUUUUAGAUUCUUUCAUAUUAUCCAAACUUAUCGAAAUACUAAAAAUUAGCCAAAUGUUAACUUCCAGUUAGCAAUUUUGCUAGUAAUAUUGACUUGGCAACAUGAUACUAACUUGCAAAAGACACAUGAAGGUCAACAUCUUAAAAUUUCAGUAUUUUAAUUAAUAAAGAGUUACAAAAUUAUUAACGAUAAACUUAAAAAUGGCUAAUAUUUUGAUGCAUUAUGAAAGAUUUGGUUAAUUAAUAGCAUUUUAAUAGGUUUGGAUAAUAUAAAAGAAUCUGAAAAAGAUUUGGAUAAAAAAUAGACAUUACCCUUUAAAAAAUAAUGAACUGGGCUUCGGUUA